This is a messenger RNA of Condylura cristata (star-nosed mole), 1678 nucleotides long. RefSeq names its product C-type lectin domain family 18 member A. The record is from RefSeq and is a predicted model, not a curated record. Lineage: Eukaryota; Metazoa; Chordata; Mammalia; Eulipotyphla; Talpidae. Gene Ontology annotation, molecular function: polysaccharide binding. The coding region runs from base 1 to 1371 and encodes 456 amino acids. The transcript has 14 exons.
AUGCUGCAGCCAGAGCCCUCAGCAGGCUUGGGGGGCCGAUGGCCUGGUCUCUUUCUUGUGCUCCUGGCUCUCCUUGGCAUGGCCUGGGCAGAGAGGCCAGCGCCCCAGCUGCAGGAGGAGGCGGCUCCGAUGCCCAGAGCCCUGAGCAGGAAGGAGAGUUUCCUGCUCCUCUCCCUCCACAACCGCCUGCGCAGCCAGGUCCACCCCGCUGCGGCCAACAUGCAGAGAAUGGACUGGAGUGAGACCCUGGCCGGGUGGGCUCAGGCCAGGGCGGCCCUGUGUGGCGCCCCGCUCCCGAGCCCCGCAGCUGCCCAGGAAGUGGGCUGGAACGUGCAGCUGCUGCCCCGGGGUUCCGCGGCCCUCACCCGCGUGGUGGGCCUGUGGUUCUCGGAGGGGCAGUGGUUCGACCACGCGGCGGCCGAGUGUGCCCUCAAUGCCACCUGUGCCCACUACACCCAGCUCGUGUGGGCCACUUCAAGCCAGCUGGGCUGUGGGCGCCACCCCUGCUCUGGGGUCCAGGCAGAAAUGGAAGCCUUUGUCUGUGCCUACUCUCCCGGAGGCAACUGGGAGGUGAAUGGGAAGACGAUCGCCCCCUAUAAGAAAGGUGCCUGGUGUUCCCUCUGCACGGCCAGUGUCUCAGGCUGCUUCAAAGCCUGGGACCAUGCAGGGGGGCUCUGCGAGGUCCCCAGGAACCCAUGUCGCAUGAGCUGCCGGAACCAUGGGCACCUCAACAUCAGCACCUGCCACUGCCACUGUCCCCCCGGCUACACGGGCAGGUACUGCCAAGUGCGCUGCAGCACCCAGUGCGUGCACGGCAGGUUCCGGGAGGAGGAGUGCUCCUGCGUCUGCAACAUCGGCUACGAGGGUGCCGAGUGUGCCACCAAGGUGCACUUUCCCUUCCACACCUGUGACCUGAGGAUCGACGGAGAAUGCUUCGCCGUGUCUUCAGAAGCAGACACCUACUACGGAGCCAAGACGAAGUGCCAGGGAAAGGGCGGGGUGCUAGCCCAGAUCAGGAGCCAGAAAGUACAGGACAUCAUUGCCUUCUACCUGGGCCGUCUGGAGACCACCAACGAGGUGACCAACAGCGACUUUGAGACAAGAAACUUCUGGAUCGGCCUCACCUACAAGACCACUAAGGAUGUCUUCCGCUGGACCACCGGGGAGCAACAGUCCUUCACCAGUUUUGCCUUUGGGCAACCUGACAACCAGGGCUUGGUUGUGCUCCCAGCACAGGUGGGGUUUGGCAACUGCGUGGAACUGCAGGCAGCCGCUGCCUUCAACUGGAAUGACCAACGCUGUAAGACCCGAAACCGCUACAUCUGCCAGUUUGCUCAAGAGCAUAUUUCCCAGUGGGACCUGAGGAUCUGAGGCUUGGCCAGGCCUCUCCCUGCCAACACUUGGUUGCACCAGCCCAGUCAGUCCAUCUGCCCACCUGUCUGGAACAUGAGCCAGGGCCACAGGUCCAACAUCCAAAGAGGUUCCUGGCAAGAUACGUGCAAGGUGUACAAACGUGGCCAACAGAGAGCUUGGCAUGGAGGAGGGAGCCUGGGUCCCUGCUUUCUAUUAGAAAGACGGAAUCCAUCAGGAGCCAGGGCCAGCAGUCAGAGGAGAUCACUCUCCUCCACCUGGGUCAGACCUGUGGAGCAGAUGGAGCUUCCUCACGGUCCAGAAUGCA